Syngnathoides biaculeatus (alligator pipefish) is the source of this 2279-nucleotide messenger RNA. It is a transcript of the gene mpp1, whose product is annotated as MAGUK p55 scaffold protein 1. The record is from RefSeq and is a predicted model, not a curated record. NCBI's taxonomy places the organism in Eukaryota, Metazoa, Chordata, Actinopteri, Syngnathiformes, Syngnathidae. The transcript is spliced from 12 exons. Gene Ontology annotation, molecular function: signaling receptor binding. Bases 194 to 1627 code for a protein of 477 amino acids. Gene Ontology annotation, cellular component: cell-cell junction; plasma membrane.
CAAAAAGAGCUACACUGAACCGGAGCAGAACGUACACGAUGCCCGAGACUUGUCGCGCUGUUGGUUGUUCCGACAGACGAGAGACAGAUGUUCAAAGAGAUCAUUCCGCGCAACGCCAUCUGAGAAGACCGGAAAAGAUGGAUGGAUUUUGGCAAUUAAACCGGGCCAGGCAAAAGAGCGGGAGAAAAGGUUGAUGGCUGUGGUGAGGACGGUGGCUGUUAGAGAGGAGGAUGCACCAGAUAGGCGAAGGUGGAAAAAGAUGACACGCUGUGACGACAGACAAAGAAGGAUGGUGCGUGCCCAACCAAAUACGCACGGCUGUGUAGUAGCCAUCGCUUCACUUCAGGUAACUAUGCAAACUUUGGAGAAUAAAGGUGCUGAGGUUUAUACCAAUGGAAGUGCCACAUACAUGAACGGCACUGAGCUGACCAAAAUGAAAGAGGUCAUGUUUGAAAAAAAUCCCUCAGAACCAAUGGGGGUCACACUAAAGAUGAAUGACAAGCAGAGGUGCACGGUGGCCAGAAUAUUGCACGGGGGAUUUAUACACAGACAAGGCUCCUUGCAUGAAGGUGACGAGAUAGCAGAAAUCAAUGGGAAAAGUGUGACUAACCAGACGGUCGAUCAGCUACAAAAGAUUUUGAAAGAAACCAAUGGAAUAGUCACAAUGAAGAUUGUUUCCAACCAGAAGAGCCGACCCAAAGCCUGUGAGACGUACAUGAGGGCGCAGUUUAACUACGACCCCGCCACAGAUGAGCUCAUCCCGUGCAAAGAAGCCGGUCUACGUUUUCAAACUGGUGACAUCAUUCAAAUCAUCAACAAGCAGGACCCCAACUGGUGGCAAGGCACAGUCGAGAGCAGUGCGGCACACUUCGCUGGACUAAUACCGUCGCCCGAGCUCCAAGAAUGGAGGGUGGCAAGCAAGAGCAAGUCCAAAGACGGCACCCAGUCAUGGAGUCCGUUUGGAAAGAAAAAGAAGUGCAAAGACAAGUAUUUGGCUAAGCACAGCUCCAUUUUUGACCAGCUGGAUGUGAUUUCUUACGAGGAGGUUGUCCGGCUGCCCGCUUUCAACAGGAAAACUUUGGUCCUCAUUGGCGCACCAGGUGUAGGGAGGAGUCACAUCAAAAAUUCAUUGCUGACUAAAUAUCCUGAAAAAUUUUCUUACCCUUUACCACACACCACCAGAUCCCAACGCAAAGACGAGGAGAACGGCCAAGAGUAUUAUUUCAUCUCCAACGACUCCAUGACCAAGUGCAUCUCUGAAAAUGAGCUGCUGGAGUACGGCAGCUUCCAGGGAAAUAUGUUUGGAACCAAAAUUGAAACCAUCCAAAAGAUCCACGAGCAGGGAAAAAUUGCACUGCUGGAUGUCGAACCACAGACGUUGAAGGUCUUGCGGACCGCAGAUUUUGCUCCUCUCGUGGUGUUCAUCGCACCCACCAACACAGCGCCUCAGACGGAAAACCUGACGAUGAUCCAGAAGGAGUCGGACGCAAUCCUGAUGGCCUACAGACACUUCUUUGAUUUGAUUCUAGUCAACAAUGACGUGGAUGAGAGUGUGAAAGGCGUGGAAGAGGCCUUGGAGCAGGUCUCCUCCACUCCACAGUGGGUGCCAGUCUCGUGGGUCUACUGAUUGGCAUCAGACAUCAGCGUGAUAUCUUAUUUGUUUUAUUUUUAAAGCAGUGCAAUAUCGCUCCUUACACAAAACCUUUAAUACCUAACCCAAAUCCGAAUGGUUCUCUUUUAGGUGACUGUUCAUUGUCUGAAUUUUUGUCUUUUUUUUUUUUUUUUUUGCAUCUGUGCAUUUAAAAACAGUAAUAUGUAGGAAAGCUGAGAACCUUACCAGUGAUGUCUUAUUUCAUCAUGUAGUCAUUUGUGAUUGAACAUUUUGAUGGGUCUUUUGGUGCCAACAAACCUUGUGCUUGUUGUGUCGUGGGUAAAUGCAAAAAAAAAAAAAAAAACCCACAACUGUGGGAGAAAACAAAUCCUCCCUUUUUAAUCACUGGAUUGUAUUAUUAGUCGCAACAUCACUCUUAUGUUGUUGUUCUUCAGUUAUUAGAAGAUGACUUGAAAAUGUUUCUCACCACACAUGUUACUUUCUACAAAACACCAAUGCAGUUAGUCGGCGAUCGUGCCAGUUGGCAUAACUGGAUGCCUCCUGAGCAGUUUAGAGGCACUUUUGCAAAUAUUAAAUUUCUCAGCUCUGUUGCGACUGCUUCUUUGACUCUCAUUAAUUUGAAAAUAGUGACCAGGAACCUUCAGGACACCAACUGUUAUACAUCCGA